UCACACAACUCACAUACAGCAACAAUGUCGUCUUGCACAGAGGCUCAAAGCAGCGGAAGUGCUGUUGCCAGUGCUUCGAUAUUCGACAGCUUUUCUUCGGCUUUCUCAUCUAUGUUCGCAACCGCACAUGCUGAUGAGGGGGAAGAUGAAGGAGGAGAAGAAGAAGGAGAAGGAAAGGAAGAAUGAAAUGCCUGCAAUCUAUGAAGAAUGCGAAAACUCAAAAGGAUGUGCACCCGCCAAACAUCACUUUAUGGAAUGCCAAGAACGUGUAGAAUCCGGUAACGGUUUCAAGGACGAAAACUGCGUCGAAGAAUUCUUCCAUUUAGCACAUUGUGCAUCCGAAUGUUCGGCACCCAGAGUAUUCAGCAAACUUCAGUAAAUGAUCCUUGGUGGUGGCGCACACAAAGUGGAAAGUGAUCAUUUUGACAGAUGUACGAAGCUUACCUGAUUACCUCAAUGUCAAAUUCAUUUUGAAAAA
Molecule: messenger RNA, 478 nt
Organism: Meira miltonrushii
Lineage: Eukaryota; Fungi; Basidiomycota; Exobasidiomycetes; Exobasidiales; Brachybasidiaceae
Product: Non-heme 11 kDa protein of cytochrome bc1 complex
Exons: 3
Coding region: 128-379 (83 amino acids)
Biological process (GO): mitochondrial electron transport, ubiquinol to cytochrome c
Source: RefSeq, a predicted model, not a curated record